This is a messenger RNA of Leucoraja erinaceus (little skate), 3276 nucleotides long. It is a transcript of the gene pkdcca, whose product is annotated as protein kinase domain containing, cytoplasmic a. Gene Ontology annotation, molecular function: ATP binding; non-membrane spanning protein tyrosine kinase activity. Gene Ontology annotation, biological process: protein phosphorylation. NCBI's taxonomy places the organism in Eukaryota, Metazoa, Chordata, Chondrichthyes, Rajiformes, Rajidae. The record is from RefSeq and is a predicted model, not a curated record. Bases 14 to 1726 code for a protein of 570 amino acids. The transcript has 7 exons.
GAGGGCGCAGUCAAUGUGUAGAAUACAUAAAGAGGGGGGAAAUAGCCAGCGUUAUCUUCCCUGCAGGGUAAAGAUUUUUACUGUACCAUGUAAAAACUUUAGUUGCAAUCAGCCACCCUCUCUCCUGUUUCACUGCACCCCUCGUAUAUCGCAGGUUAACAACGAAAUGAAACGCAGAAAGAUUGCCAUCGCAGCUGGGUUUUGCUUCUCAUUCUUCCUGGGCACUUUACUGAAUUUGUUAUUUAUCCCCGGUUUUGAUCAUCACCAUCAGCAGCAGCAGCAGCAGCGACAGCGUUUGGAGCACACCGCCCAGGACCAGCACAGCGUCGAGCCGCCUGUGUUUUAUAACCGGCUGACUGACCAAGACCUGUUGAAGCAAAUUAAAGAGAGGUACGAGGAGGUUGUCCGCUAUCGGCAGCAGUCAGCCCCUGCAGCGGCAGCGGUGAGACUGGCCAGACCGCUGGAAAGGCGCUUGAUGGACCUCAGGCAGAACAGCUCUCCGGAUCAGCCCCAACCCCAGCAGCAGCAUCCGCAGAGUCGCCAGGACGGGAGCCAACCAUUAACUGUUCAAGGAGAAAACACCUUCGCUUCCAGUAGCCCGCAGACUGACUUUCAAUUCCGUUCGCUUUCUUUAAGCUGUCCAGAUAUUAAUAACGCGAGCAGUGUCCAUUACUUGGGUUCUGGAUACACAAAAGCAGUAUACAAAGCGGUUCUUAAUCAGACCCUGGCGGUUGCCUUAAAAUCGGUGGACUUCGCAGGCCACGACAUGGAGAACUGCGUUAAACAAUUUGGAACAUUGAAAGAUUGCUACCGAUUGGCGUCGUACAAACUUGUCAAAGAGAUGACACUUUUACAGCGGCUACAGCAUUCAAAUAUUCUUAAGCUUUAUGGUUUUUGCUACCAGGACAGUAAUCACAUUGCUGAUACAUUGACCACUAUUACAGAGCUUGGAUCCCCUUUGGAGAUGAUUCAGCUUUUACAGACCUCAUGGGAGGAGAGAUUUCGAAUAUGUUUGAGUUUGAUUCGCUUAUUGCACUAUUUGGCCCAUUCACCCCUUGGCUCAGUGACAUUGCUCGACUUCCGUCCUCGCCAAUUUGUUAUUGUCGACGGUGAACUAAAAGUGACAGACUUGGACGAUGCCAGCAUCGAUGAGACGCCGUGUUUAAGCAACAGUGAUUGUUUUAUGCAGUUCCCUGCCCGAAAUUUCACCCUAACCUGCUCAUUGGAAGGUGUAUGUCAAAGGAUGAAUGAGAAGCGGAAUCUCUACAAUGCCUAUAGAUUCUUCUUUACCUAUCUCCUGCCACACAGUGCUCCUUCAAGUCUACGGCCGCUACUGGAUAAUGUGGUGAAUGCUACAGGGGAGUUACGUUGGGGCAUAGAAGAGACAUUGGCUCAGCUCGAGGAAGUUCUGUACCUGUUCAAGAGUGGUUCAUAUCUGCAGAAUGUCACCAGAAGCCAAAAUUCAGAAUACAAGCAACUGACUAAUGUUGCUAUACCUGAAGAGAAUUAUAAAUGUUGGCCAUCUUACCACCACGAGGGCUGUCUGUUAUCAGUUUAUGAUGUCAAUGAAGCAAUGGAGAUCUGUGAUAAUCAUUCCCAGUGCCAUGCCUUUGUUUUAACCAAUCAGACAACGUGGACAGGCCGACAUCUUGUCUCCUUCAAAACCACUUCGAAUCACAUCAUGCCGGAUGUGGAGAAGAUAACAUUUGUGAAAGUGGCAGACUGAACACCGCAUGAGAUUUUGACAUUGAGUUCAAACUGUCCUGGCAGGGAUUAAAAGGCAAGGGCCGCCAUGGGCCAGGAUGCUCCUGCCACCAUCUGCGUGUUCCGAGGUGCAGGGUGAUGGGGUAAUAGGUAGAUGAUCACCAACACCUGGAAUUCUCAUGGCAAAACGUGCAAUACUGCAGGGUGGAACUGUGAACAGCCAAAUAAUGCUGAUCUGUACAUGGCUUGUCAAUGUAAGGUCACCCUUGUUUUUAAUUUUUGUCGACCUGACAAUCUCCUCCACUUGUUAAAACCAAUCCAGGGUGCUGAGAUGUGUAAGCUAAACCAUAGGUUGAAGUUUGUACAGUGUCAGGACACAGAAAUGAAGUGUUACUGUGCUCCUGGCAUCUUCAAUAUUAUAUCAUAACCUUGGGGUCUUAAUUGGCCUCAUUUCAUGAUGUUGUGCUCUCUUCCCUACCCUACACGCAGUCAGUUACUUUCUGUAAAAAUUUCUUAUUUCCCUGGUAAUGCUUUUCCUCAUUACUGGCAGGGAUUAUACAUGGCAAAGAGAAACAGAACAUCCAUGAUAAGUUUAGUUUAGUUUGGUUUAGUUUAGAGAUGCAGAGUGGAAACAGGCCAUUCGACCCAUUGAGUCCAGGCCAACCAGUGAUUACCCAUACACUAGUUCCAUCCUAGAUACUACGGACAAUUUACAGAAGCCAAUGAACCUACAAACCAUGCAUGUUUUAGAAUGUGGGAGGAAACUGGAGCACAUGGAGAAAACCCACACGGUCACAGGGAGAACAUACAAACUUCAUACAGAGAGCACACGUAGUCAGGAUCGAACCUGAGUUUCUGGCGCAGUAAGGCAGCAACUCUAUUACUGUGCCACUGUGCAGUAUUUCCUCCUUCUCCUGGAAUCUAAGGGUAUCUCACGAUUGAAACCUAACUAACAUAUUCAGAUGGAAUUCCCCUCGUGUCAUUUUGACUGAAGCAUUAUCUAUUUUUUUUUUUUUUAAAUGCACCCCGUGCCUAAUUCCAAGCAUUCACUUAAUAAUCUUCUAUUUAGACAUUGGUGCAAACAAAUAAUAUGAGUCAUCAUUUCAUUGCUCUUCAGUACUGGAAGGAGAACUUUAGGAAAUCAAACAGAACGAUACCCAACAGCAUGAGCACGUGCCAAUAGAAUCAGGUGUAUUUAAAAAAAAAUAACGUGUUGUGAUUGACAAAGUUUGUCUUGCUUAUUCGCUUUCUGUGAAAGUAUUUUUGAUGCAGUGACAUCAAUUAUGAUUCUUUCGGCCAUCCAGAGGUAUUAUCCAGCUUUGGACUUCAGUGCGGAAGCUUUAAGAAUUGCAGCUCAUAAGGGAUGCGGUUUGUGCACGAUUUUCUAGCCCAGCAAUGUCAUCAUGAAAAUCAGGCCAUCUUUCCAUGAUGUGCUUUUGGUGCAUGAGGCUUUCCACUGAGGGCAAUGUCAGAAGGUCAUCUUAAUAUUUUAAAAAUGUGAUAUAAAUACUUUUAGUAAAGUUAUUUAUUAUUUUUCUAUUGAAAAAGCAUUAAACUUGUUGAAGUGAACAA